This is a messenger RNA of Seriola dumerili (greater amberjack), 3336 nucleotides long. RefSeq names its product ATP-sensitive inward rectifier potassium channel 1-like. The coding region runs from base 135 to 1256 and encodes 373 amino acids. The record is from RefSeq and is a predicted model, not a curated record. The transcript has 2 exons. Gene Ontology annotation, molecular function: ATP-activated inward rectifier potassium channel activity. Gene Ontology annotation, biological process: regulation of monoatomic ion transmembrane transport; potassium ion import across plasma membrane. NCBI's taxonomy places the organism in Eukaryota, Metazoa, Chordata, Actinopteri, Carangiformes, Carangidae. Gene Ontology annotation, cellular component: plasma membrane.
UAAACUCUCUCAAUCAGUUGUGAACAAGAAAGGCACAGGAGAGACGGCUCAGCUGGAGAUUGCCAUUCAUCAACCUUUUGCAUGUGCAUCAAACAACUUUGACUUCUUAUCACAAAGGUCGUGGGCUCGUGGAAAUGAUUGGAUCCUUGAACAAACGUAUCCAGGACAGUCUUGCAGAGCGAAGAAGCCGCAGGACCAGACUAGUGACCAAAGAUGGUCGCUGCAACAUUGAAUAUGGAAACGUCAAGUACAGCAACCACUUUGCCUUCCUGGCUGAUUUCUGGACGACUUUUGUGGAGAUCCGGUGGCGCUUUGUUCUCUUCUUCUUCAUCGCCUCGUUCACCCUCAGCUGGUUCAUUUUUGGCCUGCUAUGGUACUGGAUUGCACGCAGUAAUGGAGACCUGACAUGGCAAAACCCACCAGUAGACCACACUCCAUGUAUCGAUAAUGUUGUAGGACUCACCACGGCGUUCCUCUACUCCCUUGAAACCCAGACAACUAUUGGGUAUGGUGGGCGAGCACUCACCCCUUUCUGCCCAGGUGCUGUGGCCCUCAUCAUCAUUCAGUCCCUCCUUGGAGCAAUUAUCAACUGUUUCAUGUGUGGAAUCAUCCUGUCCAAAAUCUCUUUGCCCAAAAAGAGGGCAAAGACCAUCACAUUUAGUGACAUGGCUGUAAUCAGCCCCAAAAACGGUUCGCUCUCCCUGUCAAUCAGAGUGGCCAACCUGCGAAAGACCCUGAUGAUAGGAAGCCAGAUCUACGGCAAGCUGCUAAGAACGACAAACACUCCAGACGGGGAGACGAUCAUCAUGGACCAGGUGAACAUUGACUUCAUGGUGGACGCUGGGAAGGACAACCUCUUCUUCAUAUGUCCUCUCACACUCUACCACAUCAUCGACAAGAGCAGCCCCUUUUUCGAGAUGGCAGUGGACACACUCCACAAGCAAGAGUUUGAGCUGGUCGUCUUCCUGGAUGGCACAGCAGAGUCCACCAGCUCCUCCUGCCAAGUGCGGACCUCGUUUAUUCCUCAGGAAAUCAUGUGGGGCUACAACUUCUUGCCCAUCAUCUCCAGAAGCAAGGAGGGCAAGUACAGAGUAGAUUUCUCCAACUUCUCCAAGGUGGUGCCCGUAGCUACAGCACAUUGCGCCUACUGUUUCCACAACAUCAAGGGUCAUCAUCACCACUCCAAAGAUGGAAAUGACAACCAGGGCUUUGAGGUGAUUGAUAUCAAUGAAUCCCCGAAUGUCACCAAGAUGUGAGACGUGUGGAGACAUGUGGAGACAUGUGGAGACAAUGACUAGCAACAAACUUUAGAAACUGAGGCUGGUUGAGGCAUGUAUGUCUCAAAGACAAACUCCCAAAGACUCCAAAGGACAAACAGGGUUUCCCCUUCAGGCAGGUGGGGUGACCUAAUGGCAGACAGUGCAUUGUGCAGCAUUUAAAUAUGAAGUAAAGCAAACCUACUUAUUUGUUAUUCUUUUGUGUUUAACAGAGAUAAGAAAGCAGUCUGUUGGCUAGGACAAUUAUUGUGAAGUAUUUGUAUGUAAAACCACACCUGCCACUGUCUACUUGAUUGACUGACCAAAAACCUGUUUUCAAAAGGGAGGCCAGGUCAUGCAAGAUGGUGAAGCUACAAUUCAAAAACAGGCAAAAAACCCCCCCAAAAAUCUGUUUGAAUAUACCUUCAGCCUUGCACAUCAGGUUUACUGAGUAUGGAGAGGCAAAAAUAAAAAAUAAAUAAAUAAAAAAUUGUCCUGUACAUAAAUCUUGCAAUUACUUGAAGGACCAGUGAUUGGGGGGCAUACUAUUGUCAUGGAUGAUAAAAAGACAAAGUGGUUCAAUAAUUCAUGCUACUGUAGGCUGUCGUACACAAAGAGACACUCAGACUUGAGUCAUUACAGUGUUUUAACUAUUCAGACACAGAGGCACUAUAGCAAAGGAUUGGGCUCAGGGGCCAGUCUUUUUAAACAGUGGGUGACGUAAUUGUGGUUUUCUUUUUGAGUGAAGACAUUGUGAAAGAACAAAGCAGUAAGGAAACACUUAAAAUAUGGUUGCAUUCAGUGCUGACUAUAGCAUGAAAAUCAAAUCUGUUUGUAAAGUCUCAGGGGAAAAAUACACUGAAAUAAAGGCUAUUUUUGCAUUUAAAAAAAUGUCUGCACUGCAUUAUUAUUAUUAUUGUUAUUUGGUGUCUAACGAAGCUGGAACUUCAUAGGAGGACUGUUCUCAAAAAGGUCAGGGCAACAUAAUGACAGGUGCCAACCCUUAUCACGGCUUAUCAUCUAUAAACAAAGCGAAGUUGUGACAGCAAACAGGGGCCUAAACACAACAGAGUGGUAGUGUUUGGAAGAUGAGAGCUGUUGCUUAUUGCCCACUAUUUUGCCUGCAGAUUCUGAACAUGAAACCAGAACUCUCCAUUUAGAGAAAUAACAGCACAUACUGUAUGCUAGCAUGGAGCUUUGACAGGUUUUGUUAAGGCGGACCUCCCACUACGCCCUCUCUAAUGAACUGCAUAUGCUGAGAGUCCUCUGUGUGUGUCUGCACCCGGGGAUGUUGCUGUAGCUAACCACACAGCAAUAGGCAAAGCCAGGGUAAAAGAUUAUGAAUAUUGACAAAUAUGUGAAAUUACUAAGUAGCAUAAAGAUGAUAAAUGCUUCACAGGCAUAUUUUAAUUAUAAAGAAACAAGCCCACCUCUGUCUUGAUGGCUAUUCACUGUGCCUUCUAUUUGUGUUUUCAUGCUUCUAUAUGCAAAAUAAAAGGGCACUUUGCAAGGCUGUAGCUGUCAUCUGACACAGACGCCAUGUAUACACACUGGUUGUUCAAUUACCAACACCUGUCAUUUCAAGCUGUGUUCAAAAAGAGAAUUAAAUGAUGCAACCGACAAUUAACUUAUUAGCAUGUUUGUAUGAAGGCAAAUACUGAGUAGACCUACCUGUAAAGUGAUUUUACACCUCAUGCUUAUAUGUAGCCCAUCUGCGUGCAUGUGUAGUUAACAUUGAAUGACAUUCAGUCGGGAUUUGACAUUUACAUCAGAACAGAAGGAAUUGGAGGUCGCGGUGGUAGAUGGGUGUAUACAUGGCAUGGGUUUCAGGAUCUGUGCCAGUCUAUCGUCAGUAUUGACACCUUUACUAUUUAGAAAUGACACAAUCAUUCCCUGAACUUAUCCAAGUGGUGCCAGUUGUCUGAAGGGAUAUCAUCAAGUGGUAACUGGUAAACUAAUUUGAUUGGUCAAAUGAUGGUUGAUCUAUUGAUGAUCUCACAAGAUAAGAAAGAGCAGGUCUGUAAUGGUUAAGGUAAAACUAAAAAUCUUUUUUUUUUUUUUUUUCUAGACAGCGCCUCCA